Sciurus carolinensis (gray squirrel) is the source of this 421-nucleotide messenger RNA. RefSeq names its product histone H3.1. NCBI's taxonomy places the organism in Eukaryota, Metazoa, Chordata, Mammalia, Rodentia, Sciuridae. The transcript has a single exon. The record is from RefSeq and is a predicted model, not a curated record. Gene Ontology annotation, molecular function: protein heterodimerization activity; structural constituent of chromatin; DNA binding. Gene Ontology annotation, cellular component: nucleosome. The coding region runs from base 4 to 414 and encodes 136 amino acids.
UCCAUGGCUCGCACCAAGCAGACCGCGCGCAAGUCCACCGGCGGCAAGGCGCCGCGCAAGCAGCUGGCCACCAAGGCCGCCCGCAAGAGCGCGCCGGCCACCGGCGGCGUCAAGAAGCCGCACCGCUACCGGCCCGGUACCGUGGCGCUGCGCGAGAUCCGCCGCUACCAGAAGUCCACCGAGCUGCUGAUCCGCAAGCUGCCGUUCCAGCGCCUGGUGCGCGAGAUCGCGCAGGACUUCAAGACCGACCUGCGCUUCCAGAGCUCGGCGGUCAUGGCGCUGCAGGAGGCCUGCGAGGCCUACCUGGUGGGGCUGUUCGAGGACACCAACCUGUGCGCUAUCCACGCCAAGCGCGUCACCAUCAUGCCCAAGGACAUCCAGCUGGCGCGCCGUAUCCGCGGGGAGAGGGCCUGAGCUCCAA